AUGAUUAAUUUUUCAAAGAAAAACAGACAAAAUUCAACAUAUGAAAAUAUUAAUAAUUUUGAUACUAUAAGAUGCAAUUUUGAAAGAAAUGAUAAAAUUUAUAUAACAAAUGAAUCAUAUUUAUGUAAAAAUAAAAUUCAAUUAAGAAGAAAUCCUAAAUAUAAAGAACAAGAAAAAAUAAGCUUUAUAAACAAAGUAAAAAAUAAUGACGACUGGUUAGAGGAUAGUUGUAAUAAAUGCUUCUUGAAAAGAAAAAUAGAAAGAGAAAAAGAAACGAAAAGCAUUAAUAAAAAAUUAAAUUUCUUUGAUAAAAAUAUAUUAUAUGAAAUAGCUACCAACUUAUGGGAUGUAAUAAAUGUUGAAAAAGAAAACUCAUUAGAUUUAUUUAACGAUCAAAUUUAUAGUAAUUUGACAAAAGAAGAGAAAAAAAAUUUUAUAAAUUAUGUUUUGCCACAUUUCAUAUCAUAUUCCGAAAGCAUUAGUAGUAUAAAAAAUGGAUUUUUUGAAAAGAAUAUAAAUUUAAAGAAUAAAACUCAUAAAAAUUUAAGCGAGUUAAAAAGAAUAGCUAAUGAAAAUAAUUUAUGUUUAUUAAUAAAUUAUGAUAAAGAAAAUGAGUUAACAGAAGAAAGACAAAUGCUUAUUACGUCAAAAAAAGUAUUUUUUAAAAUAAUAAGAGAAAUUAUAAUAAAUGAAAAAUUAUUAGAUUCGGAAAAUAAUAAUGUUAUUUUAAAGUCAAUUUUGCAAAUAUCAGAAAACAAAGAAAAAAUUUUAAAUACAGAACAAAAUUUUUUUUCUAAAGUUUCUAACAUAGAUAAUAACUCAAAUUUUCAUUUGAAAAAAUCAAAUGAUAUAAAUAAAAUACAUUAUAGAUUAAAAAACAAUUAUCCAAAAAAAAAAAAAAAUAAUCUGUUACUUAAGGAAGAUUAUGAUGUUAUACAAAAUGAAAAUGCAAUAAAUGAUAUAAUUCAUAAUAGCAUAAUGGAAUUAACAAAAAAUCCUAGAACAAAAGACUCAAGUGAAAAGGAAAACAACACAACUUUAUUAAAAUAUAAAAAUACAACGAAAAAGAUCAAAACAUAUUCAAAAAAAUAUAAAAAAAAAGUUCAUGAUCCAUUACGAAUUUUAAAAGCAUUUUUGGAAAAGGAUUCUAAUAUAUUAAAUUACAAAGAAUUUUUUGAUGAAUUAAGAUCAUGCACUUUUCAACCAAAUAUUAAUAAAUACAUAGAAGAAGAAAAAAAUAAUUUAAAGUUAAAAGAAUUUGAAGUAAAAGAAAAAGAUAAUGAAGAAGAAGAAAUAAAUAUGCUUUUAAAAAAUGAUAGUAGCAUUAUAAAUAGUCAACUAUAUGAAUAUAUAUGUAAAACUGUAAAUGAUCCUUAUAAUAAUAUAAAAAACAUAAAUAUUAUGGAAUACAUAAAAUCAUUUGAUAUGUAUUAUAAUAAUAAUAUGGAUAAAAAUACGAAAAAUAUAAUAAAAUAUUAUAAUCCUUCACAUAGAAUAAGUAGGAAAAAAUUUCGUACAUUUAAUAGCUGUAAUCCAAAUAGCAUAAAACUUAAAGAAAAAAAAAAAACAGAAAUUGUUAACUGUAAAAAUGCAUGGGCAAAUGGGUUAAGAGGAGGAUAUAAAAGCAAUUACUUUAAUUUUUCAUUAAAUGAUCAAAAUGAAAAAGAAUACGAAUUAAAAAAGAAACAUCGAAUAAAUCAAAUUGAUUGGGGGAAAAGAAUUAGAUUAAGUGGAAGAAGACUAAAAGCAAAAGUCAUACCUAAUUUAGAUUUAGCACAUGAAAUUAUAGAAAAUACCAAUACAUACACUGAAGAACCUCCUACUAUAAUAGUAAAGAAAAAUUCUUCUGCAUAUAAUUGUAAAAAUGAAAAAAAUAAACAAUCAUUAAUAAAUAAAGAAAAAGGAAGUAAUACUAAUAAUUUCUUAAAAGAAGAAACAGUUUUUAAUAUUCCAACACCUAUAAAAACUUAUAAAUACAAUAGAUCAUUAAUAAUUAAAAACGAACUUAAUAAUUUUAGCAAAUUAACUUCUUUUGUUCCACCUAAAGUAAUUGCUGUGAAAUCAGAAAAUAUCUUAGAAGAUAUAAAGCGAGAACUUUUAUCAUUACCUGAAUCAGUUUACUUAAUAAAUAAAUUUAAUAUUCAUAAGUAA
Molecule: messenger RNA, 2151 nt
Organism: Plasmodium gallinaceum
Lineage: Eukaryota; Apicomplexa; Aconoidasida; Haemosporida; Plasmodiidae
Product: conserved Plasmodium protein, unknown function
Exons: 2
Coding region: 1-2151 (716 amino acids)
Source: RefSeq, a predicted model, not a curated record